UGGACAAAGACCAGAGAAGUCUCUACUUUCGGUCCUCCUCUGGCUCGAAGGCUCCCGCGGCUUCCGAUACCUCCGCCUGCGCAGCAGCGCUCAUCCAGCUCAGGCAGAGCGAUGCUGAAGCCCGGAGACCCCGGCGGAUCCGCGUUCCUGAAGGUGGAUCCCGCCUAUCUGCAGCACUGGCAGCAGCUCUUCCCUCAGAGCAGCCAGCUCAAAAGCAGUGGGGCCCUCGCCCAGCUUCAGCCGCCCGAGAGAGCCGAGCCCCCGGCCGACAGCCUCCGCCAGCGCCCGACCUCCCUCUCCUCCGUCUCCUCCUCCUCUUCCUCGUCCACUCCGUCUUCCUCCUCCACCUCCUCGUGCGUCGCCGCGGCGGCCGCUUCCCUGGCCGGCCUGACCUCCCUGCCUGUGACCCAGCUCCCAGUCUUCGGCUCGCUACAGAGCUCGGAGCUCCCGGCCGCAGGAGUGCCCGCUCCCCUGCAGAGCAAGGACUUGUGCGCGGCCGUCAGCGGCGGCGGCAAAUGCGGCGACCGUGCGGCCGCUCGGUACCGCUGCACGGCCGAGGAGCUGGACUACUACCUGUACGGUCAGCAGCGCAUGGAGAUCAUCCCCUUGAAUCAGCACACCAGUGACCCCAACAACCGCUGUGACAUGUGUGCUGACAACCGCAACGGUGAGUGCCCUAUGCACGGGCCCCUCCACUCCCUGCGCCGGCUGGUGGGCACCAGCAGUGCAGCCGCAGCAGCCCCUCCACCUGAGAUCCCGGAGUGGCUCCGGGACCUGCCCCGGGAGGUGUGUCUGUGCACCAGCACUGUGCCUGGCCUGGCCUAUGGCAUUUGUGCAGCACAGAGGAUUCAGCAGGGCACCUGGAUUGGGCCCUUCCAGGGAAUCCUGCUCUUGCCAGAGAAGGUUCAAGCAGGUGCCAUCAGGAACACUCAGCAUCUCUGGGAAAUAUAUGACCAAGAUGGGACACUGCAGCACUUUAUCGAUGGUGGAGAACCCAGUAAGUCAAGCUGGAUGAGGUAUAUCCGAUGUGCGAGGCACUGUGGAGAGCAGAACUUAACAGUGGUUCAGUACAGGUCCAAUAUAUUCUACCGGGCUUGUAUAGAUAUUCCCAGGGGCACUGAGCUGUUGGUGUGGUACAAUGACAGUUACACAUCUUUCUUUGGAAUCCCUCUCCAGUGCAUUGCACAAGAUGAAAAUUUGAAUGUCCCUUCGACUGUAAUGGAGGCCAUGUCCAGACAAGACACCCUACAACCAUUUAAUAAAAGUAGCAAACUAUCCCCUGCCACUCCACAGCGAUCCAUAGUAUUUCCACAGACUCCAUGUAGCAGAAAUUUUUCUCUCCUGGAUAAGUCUGGGUCCAUCGAGUCAGGAUUUAACCAGAUCAGUGUCAAAAACCAACGAGUUCUUGCAAGCCCAACUUCAACAAGCCAACUAAAUUCUGAGUUCAGUGACUGGCAUCUUUGGAAAUGUGGGCAAUGCUUUAAGACUUUCACCCAACGGAUCCUCUUACAGAUGCAUGUGUGUACACAGAACCCUGACAGGCCCUACCAGUGUGGUCACUGCUCCCAGUCUUUCUCCCAACCUUCAGAGCUGAGGAACCACGUAGUUACGCACUCCAGCGACAGGCCUUUCAAGUGUGGCUACUGCGGUCGUGCCUUUGCUGGUGCCACAACACUCAACAAUCACAUCCGGACACACACUGGGGAAAAGCCCUUCAAGUGCGAGAGGUGUGAGAGGAGCUUCACACAAGCUACCCAGCUGAGUCGACACCAGAGGAUGCCCAAUGAGUGCAAGCCAAUAACAGAGAGCACAGAAUCAAUUGAAGUGGAUUAACUGAUUGACUGGUUGGAAUUAAACUGCAAGGAAAGUCAUGAUUAAAUGUCACGGACACUUAAGCAAAACCAAAGAUUUCCUCUGAGCAACUUUCAAUCAGUCCCAGAAAACCAAAAGCAGUAAUAAAAUAAGUAAGAUGUUAAGAGAUAUUGAUCCUGGCAUGGAAGUGAGACCAGGAAAGAGAUUAUUUAUUUAUGACUAGGGAUGAGUCUUAUUUCAAUUGACAAGUUACUUGGGGCUGUUAACAUUUCAAGUCCCUCCAUGUAUUGCUUUAAUUCUAAAAGCCUUUAUAAAAGUUAUUUAAUGCCAAAGUGAGGAAUCUCAAGGGUUACUCUGCUCAUAGUUAUGACCAAGAAUGCACAUGGACUUGUUUGUUGUUGCACCUUUUUUUGUAGCAUGACUCAAAGGACCCAGAUGUAAUCUGUACAUUUGGCUAAGUUGAUCGUGACAUGGUUGUAAUAGAAAUUGCUGUGUGGGAUGGCAAGUGAUCAAGAGCUAUACCUGGGUCAGUGUCAGCCGCCUCAGACCAAAGGGCAUUUCAUUUCCAUAUCUCAUGCCUCACACUCUGUGCACUUUUUCAUGCAAGUAGUUUGCAUUGGCAUUGGCAUAGAUAUUCGGGGGGGAGGGGAAGGAAAAAAAAAAAAAAGAAAAAAAAGGAAAAAAAACAAGGAAUGUUGUAUAUCUGCAAAUAUAUGUUAUAUAAAGAAACAAGUAGGAAAACUAUGUUAAAGUAAUAGAGCUUUCAAAUUCAAUCUAAUAGCUAUGAAAGGCAGAGGUGGUAGAAAGUAUUUUAAACACUUAAGAUUCAAGUAUGUGUGCAAAUCAUAUUAUUAGGAGCAAAAAACCAUGAAGAUAUUUUUUGUUUGGAUGACUAGUUUAAUGUCAUGCUGAUUUCUAGGAAAUCUGAUCAGAAAUCCAAGCUGUAGUCCAUUGAUAUUUUUAUUCUGUUGGUUUGGAUCAAAUUGGAAAUGCUCCUGUAUUAGAUGAAGAUUUAAAUAUAGUUGGGCUGAGUUUCAAAACAAAAGCUAAAUCUGAACUCAGACACUAUGUAAAUUUCUUGGAGGCUUCAUAGUAUUCACUUCAUGGAAAUUUGCCUGGUACAGUGAAUGAAAGAAAGCCAAGAUAUUCCCAACAUCAGUGUAAAAAGCUCAGAUGUCAUUACAUUGGUUUGAUCUAACAAUCUCCAUAUUGUCUUUUUUUCAUGUCUUUUACCUGUGAUGUAUUUCAGAUUUCAUGAUUUUGUCUAUGUUUUUCACUUCUAGAGACCAGCAGUGAGCAGUUUGUUUAUGUAUUGAUUGUCUCAAUGCUAGAGCUGUAGAUUGAUAAAAAUGUAAAAAAAAAAAUAAAAAAAGAAAAGAAAAAACCCCAAAAACACACACACACAGAGGGGAAAAAAAAAAAAAAAAAAGAGAAAAAAAAAGAAAAUAAAAAAAAAAAACCACCACCACCAAGAAGGAAAACCUAAAGUGUUCUGAAGUCAUGCUAUAUCAUAAGGUAAAACUGCAAAAUAAAAUUGUGGAGAUUAUGGGGAUUAAAACAGAAUAAUUCAGUUUUGCACCAAAACUGAAGUGCUGACUGGCUCAUAAGGGCUCAGUUGAUUAUAUUAAAUAUUUUAAACACAUUUAUGGGGAUGAUUUUAAAUAUGUAGAGAAUUAAGUAUCCAGUUCUUUAAAGGGCUAGACAGAAUCAGCUUCAAAUUUAAUACCAGGUUCAGACCAUUUAUGAAUCCUGCAGAGAGCUCAAGCAGAAAAAGAGCCUACAGUAAAAUACAAAUUCAUUUAGAAGGAGUUUAAAAGCUAAGACAUCCUUAUUGCAUGAGGUUCAUUUGUUAUAUUGCAAAAACUGCACUGCAGAAUCUGGAGUUUGCAAAGCUUUGCAGGAAAUUACUUUGGGAGUAUUUGUGUUCAGCUGUGUAAAAUUUAAAAAACAUUGUGGGGGAUAAAAAAGAUUUUUUUUAUCAUUGUUCUAGAAACUACCAGAUUAUUUCAUAAAGAAUCUUCAUUCCUGUGAGUUUCCAGCUCUGUUUCUCAGUGCAGAGAUAAGAGGAGUAAGCGAUUCUGUCAUCACUUGCCUGAUUUUAUCCUCAAAACUAUGAGAAACUCUUAGCUACUAUAUAAAUGUGUUUGUUUGUUUGUUUGUAGGUUCAAUGAAGCAUGGGAAGCUGGGUAGGAAGACUUGUAACGUAAAGGGGUCUAUCUGAACACUAUUUUGUUCCUAGCAAGGCUAAUGAAACAGAAGAAACCAAAAUCGGAUCCUAAACCUUUCAGACCCUCAUGCCUUGUAGUUCACAUCUUCCCUUAUUUAAGUGACUUAAUCUAAAGUAACAUUCUGGUGGGGCACCAACAUUUAGUUAACAUUUGAACAGCAGCUGUAGAUCAUUUCUGCAAGCAAAUAGUUUAAAGAGAGAAAAAGAGAGCAGGAAUUAAUAAAUAGAGAGAAAAUGUCACACUCUGAAAAGCAGCUAUGUUAGAUCAGUGACUUGUGCUGUUGUAUUAUCUAACCGUGCCCUUGUGUUCAAGGAAGUGGUUAGUGACAGUGCAGAGCAAUCCACUCCGUGCAGAAAGGAAUUUGUAGUUAAAUCCUGUAGUGCAAAUAGUAUGUAAGUAUGUGCUUACAGAUAUUGCAAGUUUCCUGCUGACUACAGAUAGGCUUACUUGUAUGUUUUUUAUUUAAACAUGUGUCUAAAUAUUCUCCUGAGUGAGUAUGAAGUAAAGAUCAAUUAUUUCAAGAUUUUACUGGAUUUUUUAAAAAAAUGCACUAGAGUAGUAUGUCUGCAGAACUUUUUUUUUUCUUCAGAAUAAUUCUUUUUUGUGUAAAUCACUAUGUGUUGCCAUGUGCCUAAGCACAAUUUCAAUUAUUGUAUUAUUUUAUACAUGGCAUUUUCACAACAGAUUUGGCAGCAUACAAAAGCAAUACGGUGAAAACCCAUGAUUUCAUAGUGGGAUGAUCUUGAAUACAAUGUUUGGCAUUCUGUUACAACAUAGCAAGAGUAAAACUAACAUUAAGAAGCUAAUACAACCCAAAAAUCCAGUUCCUGCCUGCACUCCUAAAUGCUGAGUGAAUUUCAGCUCAUGUACUGACAGAACAAAUGUACAUUUAGGUCUAUUAUGCAUACAGUAUGUGUUUGCACACAGUAAACUGAAGCAGUAAGUGUAGUACAAUUAUCUUUAAAUGUAAUGAUUACGUGCCUACCAUUUCAGAAUUUCUGAAGCACUUGGCAUCUCUGUUUUGUAGUAUGCUAAAAAGACCAAGCUUUUGCUUUUGGGAUUUUUUUUUUCAUCCAACCCUGAACAUUUUGGAAGUCAUAUUUAAAAAUUGUGCCUAAUUCUGAUUUUUUUUUUCUUAGUGUGGAAUUAAAUUUUAUGCAUUCAUAGAGUCAUGCCUUUCAGAAAUACUUUAGGUCCUUUGUAAACCUGCAGUUACAGCCCCUAAAUAUGAUAAUUUUUAAUAUAAUUUGAUUUUCUUCCCAUGAAAGAAAACUGAGUUGGGAAUAAUGUAAUAAUUUCAGCAUAUGACAUACUAGAAACUUACAAGCAAUGAUGUGUAUAUCUUUUUCUUUGGGUGACAUCAUCUCUCCUCUAAUAUUUAUUUUUGUAUGGUACCAUUGCAUUAUGUGUACUGUCUUAUAGCUGAAGAAAUGAUGUUAUUUCAAACAAAUAAAUAGGUGAAUGUCCAAAAGUAAGUCCUCAUUGCUUUUGAGAGUCAUCAGUUGCUAUGGUUUUUUAGAAAUUACAAUUAGAACACUAUUGUGUUCCAUCCAAGUCCUUACUGUAUAUAAGAUUCCAGAAAAUGAAAUAUUCUGGGAUUGCAUGAAAUUUAUUUUUUUCUCUAGAUUUUUGAAGUUUUAACAUCAUCAAGCUAGUCUGAAAAACUACAUAAAUCCACCCUAUAGAUGUAGAGUAUGUAGAAGGGGUCCUGUGUUGUAAUAAAAAUACUUAUAACACUGUAAUUAGAAAAAUAAACAAAUGCUUGCAUUUGUUAAACUUCAUAAAAUACAUCUUUUUUACUGCAGAGGACCAACUAAGUCAUGCAUGUAACUGUAUUCUUGUGGUAUCAAUUGUAAAG
This is a messenger RNA of Myiozetetes cayanensis, 5898 nucleotides long. RefSeq names its product PR/SET domain 6 (gene PRDM6). The coding region runs from base 112 to 1833 and encodes 573 amino acids. Gene Ontology annotation, cellular component: nucleus. Lineage: Eukaryota; Metazoa; Chordata; Aves; Passeriformes; Tyrannidae. The transcript is spliced from 8 exons. Gene Ontology annotation, molecular function: histone methyltransferase activity; protein binding. The record is from RefSeq and is a predicted model, not a curated record.